AUGGUCGCAAUCAUUGUUCCUGGCAACUACGGUGCCGUCAUCGCCGUCGCCCUCGGUGCCAUCCCUGUCUUGGGCUUCGUCCAUGGAAUUAUCACUGGCAAGCAGCGCAAGGGAGCUAAGGUGCCUUACCCGCACAGCUACGCCACCAUUGAGCAGUGCAAGGAGAAUCCCCUAGCCGAGAAAUUCAACUGCGCCCAGCGCGCCCACGCCAACUUCCUCGAGAAUGCCCCCCAGACAAUGUUCUUCACUAUGGUCGCAGGCCUGAAGUACCCCGAACUGGCCGCCGGCCUGGGUGCCCUGUGGGUUGUGUUCCGUGCUCUCUUCCUCCACGGCUAUGUGUAUGGUGGCAAGGCGCAGGGUAUGGGCCGUCUGCGUGGUAGUCUCUUCUGGCUGGUGCAGGGUGCGCUGUGGGGAUUGAGUGUUUUCGGUGUUGGACGGGAUUUGCUUGACUUCUAA
This is a messenger RNA of Penicillium arizonense, 456 nucleotides long. Its product is annotated as MAPEG family protein. Gene Ontology annotation, cellular component: endoplasmic reticulum; nuclear envelope; membrane. The transcript is spliced from 3 exons. The coding region runs from base 1 to 456 and encodes 151 amino acids. Gene Ontology annotation, molecular function: glutathione peroxidase activity; glutathione transferase activity. The record is from RefSeq and is a predicted model, not a curated record. NCBI's taxonomy places the organism in Eukaryota, Fungi, Ascomycota, Eurotiomycetes, Eurotiales, Aspergillaceae.